AGUCGUCGUGGGGGCCGCUGACGGCCGGAGCGGGAGGUUGGAUCUGUCUGGCCUUUGGCCCUUCAUCCUUGGCUAAAGAAAUGACCAACCAGUACAGUAUUCUCUUCAAACAAGAGCAAGCCCAUGACGAUGCCAUUUGGUCAGUGGCCUGGGGGACAAACAAGAAAGAGAACUCUGAGACAGUGGUCACGGGGUCCCUGGAUGACCUGGUGAAGGUCUGGAAAUGGCGUGAUGAGCGGCUGGACCUGCAGUGGAGUCUGGAGGGACACCAGCUGGGCGUGGUGUCUGUGGACAUCAGCCACACCCUGCCCAUCGCCGCAUCCAGCUCCCUCGACGCUCACAUCCGUCUCUGGGACCUGGAGAACGGCAAACAGAUCAAGUCUAUCGAUGCAGGACCGGUGGAUGCCUGGACUUUGGCCUUUUCUCCUGACUCCCAGUAUCUGGCCACGGGAACUCAUGUGGGGAAAGUGAACAUUUUUGGUGUGGAGAGUGGGAAAAAGGAAUAUUCUUUGGACACGAGAGGAAAAUUCAUUCUCAGCAUUGCAUACAGCCCUGAUGGGAAGUAUCUGGCCAGCGGAGCCAUCGACGGCAUCAUCAACAUCUUCGAUAUUGCGACUGGAAAGCUGCUGCACACGCUGGAAGGCCAUGCGAUGCCCAUUCGCUCCUUGACCUUUUCCCCGGAUUCUCAGCUGCUCGUCACUGCUUCAGAUGACGGCUACAUCAAGAUCUAUGACGUACAACACGCCAACUUAGCUGGCACUCUGAGUGGCCACGCGUCCUGGGUGCUGAAUGUGGCAUUUUGUCCUGACGACACUCACUUUGUUUCCAGUUCAUCUGACAAAAGUGUGAAAGUCUGGGAUGUUGGAACCAGGACUUGCGUUCACACCUUCUUCGAUCACCAGGACCAGGUCUGGGGAGUAAAAUACAAUGGAAAUGGCUCAAAAAUUGUGUCUGUCGGAGAUGAUCAGGAAAUUCACAUCUAUGACUGUCCAAUUUAAACGUCCAAGUCUUCCACCCUGAAGCUGCAGAGAAAAUGUGCAGACUGAACAUAACAUUCCUUAUCUUUCUAGUUUGUUUAAAAGAAACACAGCAUUUAUUAUAGCAGGAACUUAAACUUUGUAGAUGCCAUAUAAACCUCUUCAUAUUUUACUGGAAAUGCUGUUCCUACUUUAACAUAAAGCAUUCUUAAUGCAAA
Molossus molossus (Pallas's mastiff bat) is the source of this 1195-nucleotide messenger RNA. It is a transcript of the gene SKIC8, whose product is annotated as WD repeat domain 61. Gene Ontology annotation, molecular function: protein binding. The coding region runs from base 81 to 998 and encodes 305 amino acids. The transcript has 11 exons. NCBI's taxonomy places the organism in Eukaryota, Metazoa, Chordata, Mammalia, Chiroptera, Molossidae. The record is from RefSeq and is a predicted model, not a curated record. Gene Ontology annotation, cellular component: Cdc73/Paf1 complex.